Messenger RNA from Daphnia pulicaria, 931 nucleotides. Its product is annotated as exosome complex component MTR3-like. The transcript has 4 exons. Lineage: Eukaryota; Metazoa; Arthropoda; Branchiopoda; Diplostraca; Daphniidae. Gene Ontology annotation, biological process: rRNA catabolic process; poly(A)-dependent snoRNA 3'-end processing; U4 snRNA 3'-end processing. Gene Ontology annotation, cellular component: cytoplasmic exosome (RNase complex); nucleolus; nuclear exosome (RNase complex). The record is from RefSeq and is a predicted model, not a curated record. The coding region runs from base 34 to 897 and encodes 287 amino acids.
UUACUUUGACAUCGAUUCAUCAAGUGAGACACAAUGCCGGUUGAUUCAAGAAGACUGCAAGGACCUGAAACCUCUUUCUGUUACACACUAUUGGAAAAGAAAAAUGCCAACGAAGUGGAGUUCGCCUUGUCAGCAGAUUUACAGAAAAUUUUGAUUGGUACCAACAAAGUUCGUAAAGACAAACGGAUGCCCACUGAUGCAAGACAACUAUUUUUGAAGACAGGAAUUAUCAGUCAGGCUAAAGGAUCUGCAUACAUAGAGCAAGGUAACACAAAAUUGGUUUGUGGUGUGUAUGGUCCGCGUGAAGUACAGAAGAAAUCCGACUUCAGUCUUAAUGGCCAGCUCUUCUGUGAAUUCAAAUUUGCCCCAUUUUCGUGCCAAAAGAGACGUGGACAUCAACAAGACAAUGAAGAGCUUGUGUUGAGUGGAUUACUCAGAGAAGCUUUGGAAGCAGCAGUUUGUCUUCAUAAAUUCCCCAAAGCCCAAGUUGAAGUUAAUGUUAUGGUCAUUGAAAAUGAUGGCUCACCUCUAGCAGCUGCUCUAACUUGUGCAAGUCUAGCUCUAGCAAGUGCCAGCAUUCCCAUGUAUGAUUUGGUGAUUGGAACAUCAGUGAGACAAAUACCCAAGCUCUUCUUGCUUGAUCCGACCAAAGAUGAAGAAUGGCAACCAGAGCUUAAUCAUGAUGAAAACAACUCAAACCUCACUGUUGGUUUUAUGCCAUCAACUCAUCAGGUAGCUGCCUAUGUACAUGAAGGUGUAUCAAAGACAGAGGAUCUUGAACAGAUGCUCAAACUUGCCACUGAGUAUUGCUUAAAAGUUCAACCUGUUGUUCAACUUUGCUUAAAAGAAACUGUAGAGAAGAUAUUAUCUAAUGAAGGGGAAAAAGUUGAUGAAUGAUUUCUCAACUUAAUAUACUAUUGAUUAAUUUCAA